Messenger RNA from Gloeophyllum trabeum ATCC 11539, 738 nucleotides. RefSeq names its product plant basic secretory protein. The coding region runs from base 1 to 738 and encodes 245 amino acids. The transcript has 3 exons. Lineage: Eukaryota; Fungi; Basidiomycota; Agaricomycetes; Gloeophyllales; Gloeophyllaceae. The record is from RefSeq and is a predicted model, not a curated record.
AUGUCUCCUGUUCCGCCACCGUCACCAUGGCCCAUCCCACAGUUCAAGCUCCAGGUGGAAGACUUGCGACAUCACGGGGCGUCGCUGUUCUUCGAGAACAUAGAGCCGACGACAGCACUAAACGAGGCUACUCUGUCAGUAUUCGAGUGGUUGUAUACACCGGACACAGUCCCUUGCAAAGUUAAGACAGUCCUCCUUGUGCUUAAGCCCAUGGAGGGCGUGGCAUAUACGUUUGGUACCGCGACAGACAAGCAGAUACACAUGUCCCUGGACCACAUAGUGAACUCGGCCAGCCGCGCUAGACAUGAAAUAAUGGGCGUUCUGACUCACGAGAUGGUCCACUGCUACCAGUAUAAUGGCCAGGGCAAAUGUCCAGGUGGCUUGAUAGAGGGUAUAGCAGACUGGGUCAGGCUGCAUGCAAACCUCUCGCCUCCUCACUGGAAGCGGGAGCCCGGUGACAAGUGGGACGCGGGCUACCAACGAACAGCCUACUUUCUCGACUGGAUUGAAGACAGGUAUGGCACAGGCACCGUCAGGGAGCUCAACGAAGCUAUGAAAAACAAGGAAUACACGGACGAGAUCUUUCGCGACGCCACUGGGCGAAAGCUUAAAAAGCUAUGGAAGUUAUAUCGCUGUGAGUUCGAGGACGAAGACGAACCACGACCCUCGCCGCAGCUCCACCCUGCGUUCAUUUCAGGACCAGCAAACCCAUCUAUCAGUAGUGCCACUAAUGAAUGA